UCAUUCCCACUCAAAUAGCUUUUCGAAUCGGACGCUAGUGAAAUGAAGAACCAUUUGGCAGUGUUCCUGGUCGUGGCAUUAGCUGCUCUAGCGGAACUGCCAGGAGUUAGAGCUUCGUCCGUGGAUAUACUGUCCCAUUGUGUCGCCUGUCCGGACGAAUUCAAGGGCAAGUUGGUGUGCGCCUUCAUCAACGGCUGCUACUUGGAAAUAGAGUACUGCUCCAUGGUGGUCUUCAACUGUGGACGCCAACAGCACCACAAGCACCUGUUCCUGGUCGUAAACGAGGGCAAGUGCACGCCAGUUCGGGGAUUCAAAUGCGAGACCAUGGACUUUUAAAUUCUGGCGGAGACUCUCCGCAUUUAUUUAUUGAUGCAAUGAUUACAUUUGAAAGUGCUUAAUCUGAGGGAAAUGUGUGACGAUGUGAUGAUUAAAACUUGACAAUGUGUCCGGUGAAAUAGACAGCGUGCUUGUCCCGAAUGAUGAACGCAAA
Drosophila simulans is the source of this 490-nucleotide messenger RNA. RefSeq lists its product as uncharacterized. The transcript has 2 exons. The record is from RefSeq and is a predicted model, not a curated record. Lineage: Eukaryota; Metazoa; Arthropoda; Insecta; Diptera; Drosophilidae. The coding region runs from base 43 to 336 and encodes 97 amino acids.